UUCGUACAGACAAGAGCCAACUAUCUGGCAUAGUAGAGGAAUCUCAAUGCCAGCCAUUGUCAAGGUGAUAUUUCUCCUGGGCUGCGUGCAGCUGAUUCAAGUGGAGAGUAAAAAACACGAUGUGACACUCGAGCUCAGCACUGCGUCCCGCAGUGCGCGUCUAAUGCAGUUCUUAAGGGAGCCCCAGCCGAAAUUCAAUCCCAAUCGACGGGCAGGUCCUGUGCAAAUCCCACGUGUGCGGACAGGUGCCGACAGCUUACACCCGCCACCAGCUUGGCGGCCUCCGCUGCCGCCUCCAGUGCUGGCCGGACAACAGCUGAUGCGACGCGAGUUCAAUGGCAAUUGGCCAUAUAAUAAUGGUGGCAAUACGGGCACACGAUUUGCCCACUCCAAGGAUGCUGCUCCAGUGCUGGAUGUGGUCAAGAGCCAGUUCUAUCGGCCCAAGGAAGCAUCCCAAUACAAUUACCAUGCCAACCAGUACACGCAGAAUUUCAAGGCCUCGCCGCAUUACAGCGGCAACGAGCAGACCAAAUUUCCAGGGUAUGCGCCGAUCCAGCAAUAUGCGAUACCCGUCGAGUCCACCAAAUAUUUGGCUAACUAUGGUGAUUCAGCGGGCAAACCAGCUUCUAAUCAAUUGGGUCAAGCACCAGCUACGAAUACGAAUACGAAUACGAAUACCUAUGCUGUCUAUGAAGAGCCCGAUUCAGCUGCCAAGAAUGCGGCUCAGUAUGUUGCCAGCUAUCAGCAGAGUGCAGUUCCGCAAAAGCUGUCCAAAGAAGCUGAGAGCUAUUUGCAUUUCAUGAGCACCAAUGAUUAUUUCCUGCCCAAACGCGAACCGAACUACAAACAGCAGGACGUUGAACGUGACCAAACAAACUACCAGCAACAGAAGCUCCUUCAGCAGCAGCAGCAACAGCAGCAACACCUACAACAACAACAACAGCAGCAACAUCUACAACAGCAACAUCUACAACAGCAACAGCAGCAACAUCUACAACAGCAACAUCUUCAACAACAGCAGCAGCAGCGACUGGAUAGCAGUGUAUCCUCCAGUUUUAACAAGCCUUUGCGAGUGUCGGAUCUGUUUUAUCAACAGGAUCCGGCUCCGGCCGACUCGGCUGUGGUGCGUGGCAGUUAUCAGGCAGGGCAGAAUGCCUUUGUCGUCAAGUCGGAUGGCAACAAGUCGGUGAAGCAUAUUUUGUCCACUUCGCUGACACCUCGAACAACUCAGGUGCCGCCAGCAUCGACCUACUCUCAUGUUUGGCACAGUGCCCACAAGACCGAAACACCAGAGCCCCUGCGAUUCGAGUUUACGGAACGAGAUGCCAUCCGAGGAUCGGCCAGCUAUACUAAUGCGCCGCAAGGACCCAAGCUCUACUAUGAAACACACACAUCGGCACCUCACAUAUCCACGGCCAGCGUCACACCCAGCAUCUCGGAACGUCCAAGGCCAGUUACGGAAGCUGUCGGCGAGUCUAAGGAAAGCCAUGAAUAUGUCCACAAGCGUCCCCAAGAGCAAGAGCCUGCACCAAUACAACCAGUCGAGUCUCCUCCAAAGGACAACGAAGCUUAUUGUGAAAAAAUUUGCGCAAAUGUCUAUGAUGAAAACGAUGAAAUUGUGUGUGGAUCUGAUGGAUAUAUGUACACGGGCGAAUCACAGCUAGAGUGUUAUUCAUCCUGCCUAAAUAUUGAGGUGUCGAUAAAGAGUAAAGGAUCAUGUGCUUAAGCUUGAGCUUUAUAUGUAAUCUAUUUAUUUACUUGCUUAGUUGUAAUAUUUAUUUUAAAUUAAGGUUAUUUAUUUUUAAUUUAAGCAAAAUAAAGC
Molecule: messenger RNA, 1822 nt
Organism: Drosophila montana
Lineage: Eukaryota; Metazoa; Arthropoda; Insecta; Diptera; Drosophilidae
Product: myb-like protein AA
Exons: 3
Coding region: 47-1726 (559 amino acids)
Molecular function (GO): protein binding
Source: RefSeq, a predicted model, not a curated record